CUUCUCCUCUGCUUUUGUCUCUGCCUCCUGGAUGCUUCCUUUGCAGCGGGACAGGCUGGCAGGCAGCCUGCGAUGGGGCCCUGCUCAGAAGACCCCCCCCUCUGCUGGGCCUCCUGGAUCCUGGGCUUCAGCAGCCUCCUCCUCAGUGUCUGCAGCACUGGGGUCAAGAGUUCUGGAGCACAUGGUGCUGGAGUUCAGGAUUCUGGAGUCCACGUUCCUUUGAAGGAGAUCCAAGGAGGGUCUGUGUUGUUUCAUGUGAUCAAGGAACCAGGAACCAAGCUGGAGGAGAUCUCGUGGGGCUUUGGCCCUGACGUAAAUUACACAGUCAUCCUGCGAGUCCAUAAUGGGUCAGAAGGGACUCCAACCUGGGUCUGCUUUGAGGACAAGUACAAGCAUAGGGUCCACGUGCCCAAUAUGACAUCCCUGAGGAUUGAGAACUUGACGCGUGGUGACAGUGGGCAGUACCAGGCUCGAGCCAUCUUAACUGGGGGAAUGGAAUCUAACCAGAUUUUCUACCUCACUGUCUAUGAACCUGUGCCCCUUCCCCGGAUCCUGGUCCAGUCACUGUCCAUCACACCACGCUGGUGCAGCAUCAUCUUAGAGUGCAGGGCUGCUGGGGUCACAGAGGACCUGAAUGUGACCUGGGAAAGCAAAGGCCUCCCCAGGGAGCUGGAGCAGAAAGGGACACCAGGACCAGCCCCCAAUUCCUGGACCCUGGCUGUUAAUCUGCCUCUGCACCAGCCCAGUGCCAGCCUCACCUGUGUGGUCAGCAACUCUGAGGACCAGAAAACUGUCACCUCAGCCCUUGGGGAGGUCUGUGCCCAUGAUUCACAUGGACAAGCCAUUGCUGGCCCCCUGCGAGCCAUCCUAGGGACCAUCGUGGCCGUGCUGUUGAUCCUUGGGGCUGGACUGUGCCUUUGGAAGACACUGAGGAGAAGAUGACGGAGAUUUAAAGAGG
Molecule: messenger RNA, 958 nt
Organism: Equus caballus (horse)
Lineage: Eukaryota; Metazoa; Chordata; Mammalia; Perissodactyla; Equidae
Product: CD48 antigen
Source: RefSeq, a predicted model, not a curated record